This is a messenger RNA of Beta vulgaris subsp. vulgaris (sugar beet), 1991 nucleotides long. Its product is annotated as ethylene-responsive transcription factor ERF118. Bases 620 to 1642 code for a protein of 340 amino acids. The record is from RefSeq and is a predicted model, not a curated record. The transcript has 4 exons. NCBI's taxonomy places the organism in Eukaryota, Viridiplantae, Streptophyta, Magnoliopsida, Caryophyllales, Amaranthaceae. Gene Ontology annotation, molecular function: DNA binding; DNA-binding transcription factor activity. Gene Ontology annotation, biological process: regulation of DNA-templated transcription.
AUAGUAAAGAGUGAAGGAAGGAGAGAGAAAAUACGAGUGGCAUAGACGUGAAAAGCACAAGAAGAAGAGACCAAACGGCAGCAGAGUUUUUCUGAGAGGAGAGAGAAACAGUAAGAUAGUGACACACAUACACAAACGAGUCGUCUUCCAUCCUCUUGCUUUUAGGUUUUAGAGAGAAAUUUCUGGGAUUUUAAGGGAAGAGUUUGAGAAGAUUUAUGUCGGCAAAGUCUGAUUUGAUAGUGUUUGGGGCUCCUUCGUUGAAGCUCUUCCAAUUAUAUUACUCAUUGUUUUUUGUUCACUGUAUGCAACUCUGCUGUUCUUCUCAGCAGAGCAACAAUCUCGGAUUUUCAUCAGUUUCGAUGCGUUUGAGGCCUAAAAGGACUUGUUCUGGAGUGGAGUGUUUUGGGGGUUUUCACAUAAAGCGAUUCAUAGCUCUAUUUCUCUUCUUCAGAGGGACUCUCACUUGAUACAACCAUCAUUAAUUUCUCCGAAAAUUUUCUCAAAUUUUCAUCUUUUGUAACUUUUGAAUCUUUGACUAAUUCUUUUUUAAAAUUUAAACCCUCAAUUUUUCUCUGUUUUGCGGGUUUUAACUGAGAAUUUUACCAAACACAAGGCCAAAAUGUCGGACUUUCAGAAUCCUAUGUUGACCCAUAACUCGUUCGACAGUAAACCGAAAUUUGCGGGUAACAGAACUCUACGAAAAGUUCGUGUGAUAUGCUUUGAUCCGGAUAUGACCGAAUCAUCUUCUGAAGAUGAAGAGAGAGUGAUUCGGAGAAAAAGACCCUCUGGGUCGAAAAAGCAUAUUAUCCGAGAGAUUAAUCUGCCUCUAAAUUGCAGUAACCAUUCAGUGGUUGAGACAGAGAGUUCUUGCCAAGACAGUAAAAAUGGUGGCAAAAACCUUGAUAAGAAAAGAAGGGUUUUAGAUAAACCCUCUACCAGAAAACCCUCUUCAUCCAAGUAUAGGGGUGUGAGACAGAGGAAAUGGGGGAAAUGGGCGGCGGAGAUACGAGACCCGAUUCGUGGGGUUCGGGUGUGGUUGGGGACUUACAAUACUGCUGAAGAGGCUUCUUGGGCUUAUGAGCAGAAGAAGCUUGAAUUUGAAGCUCUUGUUGCUGAGAAAAGCCAGAAUGCUUCUUGUUCUGCUGCUACUAUUUCAACAAAUGCUUCACACUCCCAACAAAAACCUGCUCUUUCUGAGGAUUCGGGGAGUACUGUAUCUCACAACUCUCCUUCUUCCGUGCUUGAAAUCGAUACUUCUGCUUCACAGAUGAACAACAAUGCCGGAAAUGGGAAUGACGAAACAAUCCUACGAGAAAAGCCGAGUGCUGUGCCUCUGAAUGAUGUUAAGGAUUGUGACAUUGUUCCUGUUAUGAGCUCAAUUGAAGAAGAAUUUCAAUGUAGUGAAAUCGGGCAAGGUCUUGACUUGCAAAUGGAGCUUGAAUCCUCAUUUGUUUUUGGUGGUUUUGGUGAAAUUUUUGCGGACUUUGAUGUGUUGGAUGAUAUUCAAUUGCGUGGUUUCGAUUGUCAGGGACCUAUCGAUCUUCCUGAUUGUGAUUUUGAUUUGGGAAUCGAGGAACUCGCUUGGAUUGAUGAACCUCGGAAUGUUGCAACAUGCUGCCCAAGUUUUGUAGCAAGUAAUUAGUAGAAGUAUUAGUUAAUCUAUAGGAGUAUUAUAUAGGAAAGUAUGAAGUUUUGAUCACAGAUCUUAAAGGGCUUGAAAUCAUGCUCUUAAGAUUGUAUUUGUCGCUUUUUUUUUGUUCGUUUUCGAGUGAAUGAGUUUAAAUUUUGUUUAUUGAGAGUAUUAAUUAGAGUUGUUAAGAGAGGAAUGGGCUUUUUUGAUGUUGAGAAGAGAAGAAUCGUUUGGGUUUUCCUGUGCUGUUAGAGCAGUCCAUUGAUUCUUCUUCCUCUAGGAAACAAUGCUUAUGAUCCAUGGAUUACGCUCAUGUAUUGAAUCUAAUAUUAUGAGAAUAAAUAUGUUUGAAUUAAACUUA